Molecule: messenger RNA, 1505 nt
Organism: Dreissena polymorpha
Lineage: Eukaryota; Metazoa; Mollusca; Bivalvia; Myida; Dreissenidae
Product: calmodulin-like
Exons: 6
Coding region: 320-757 (145 amino acids)
Molecular function (GO): calcium ion binding
Source: RefSeq, a predicted model, not a curated record
AUGUGACAUGUGUAUCUAUAUGCCCGAGUGGAAAAUAGAGCAAUAUCACUUCACCAUGAAAACACAUACGUCGUGAGCACUGAUGCAUAGCGUUUAAACUAGCUUUGCUUUUGCAAUUCGAAAAUGUGUUAAACGCGUUUUUAUGCAAGUUUUUGCUUUAAGACGAUCAAUUGUAACCUUGUAACCUAUAACGCUGUGUGUUAUCAGCUUUUAUUUGCAAGUGUGUUAUCUGUGGAUAUUUAGCAAUUUACUUGCAAGUGUGUUUAUUUAAAUCCGAACAAGGAAAUUUAUACAGGGCAAAGUUACAACAUCAGGGAGAAUGACGGAUCAUCUAACAGAAGAGCAAGUGAAGGAGUUUAAGGAGGCGUUUAACAUGUUCGACAAAGACGGCGACGGCUGCAUCACCACCGUAGAGCUCGGCGCCGUCAUGAAGCAGCUCGGGCAGCACCCGACCAACGAAGAGCUGAGGGACAUGAUCAACGAAAUGGACUCUGAUGGUAAUGGCACAAUUGAGUUUCCGGAAUUCAUAAAAGCCAUGGGAAAGAAGGCAAGUGAGGAUGAAUUAAGAGCAGCAUUCAAUCACUUUGACAAAGACGGCAAUGGAACUAUUCAAGCGUCUGAGCUCAAGGAGGCGAUGGAACAAUUGGGGGAGAGACUGACGGACGAUCAAAUCCGCGAGAUGAUGAGGGAAUGCGAUAUAGACGGGGACGGGGUCGUCAGCUUUCAGGAGUUCGUCAAAAUGAUGUCGACCGUUUAAAGACUGCAUGGUGAUCACAUUGAUUUACUAAUUGAACAUGGUUCGCUAUAAACUUCGUUAUACAGUGCAAACAACAACACCCAUAUAAAACAACAAUUGCGGACAUGUAAAGCGAUCAAUCAACGAUGGACUGAUGGUUCAAAACCAAAUGACAGCGAGGCAUUCGAUGAAACAGCCACGGCAAAAUUUAACGUACAUUUAUUUUACGAGAAAGGGUUGUAAAUUGGCUUAUAGUGUGAUGGGAUUUUCCUUCCUAUUUUGAAUCUAAAACAAAUCGACCACUAUGUUAACUCUUUCAGUGCUGGAACCGAAUUUUGAAGGCCUUUGCAAACAGUUUUGGAUCCUGAUGAUGCGUCUCAUCAGGAUCCAAACUUUUUGCUAUUCUUCUAUUAUUCUUUGAAAAAAAAAAAAGAAAAUACUAAUUUUAUAAAUUCAGCAGACGACAUUUUAGCAGACGACAAAUUUCCCAGCAUGCAAAGGAUUAAUACGAUACGAUGAUUUUGUUAAACGUACGACUAUAGUAACGAAAACACUAAAAAACUAAUUUUUAUAAGAAUGUACAUUAAUAGCGUAGUAAAUAUAAUAUUGGAUAUUUAUGUAUUGAUUUUUUUUAUUAAUUUAGACAUAUUUGUAUAUUCGUUGUACUUGAAAUAAUUAUGGAAUCCCAGAUCAAAAUGCAUAAUAUGUUAUUUUUCCAAUUCACGUGUUUUAUAUGGAGUUAUGAGGUAUAAAUUUAACAAAUCCAUUA